Molecule: messenger RNA, 2576 nt
Organism: Alligator sinensis (Chinese alligator)
Lineage: Eukaryota; Metazoa; Chordata; Crocodylia; Alligatoridae
Gene: NYAP1
Product: neuronal tyrosine phosphorylated phosphoinositide-3-kinase adaptor 1
Exons: 6
Coding region: 239-2194 (651 amino acids)
Biological process (GO): phosphatidylinositol 3-kinase/protein kinase B signal transduction; neuron projection morphogenesis
Source: RefSeq, a predicted model, not a curated record
CUUGGAUGCUUGGGUGCUCUGGCUGGGCUGAGGGCUGGUGGGUGGCAGCACUUGCAGGGCUGGCAGGCCAGAUGCCUGGGUGCUCUGGCCUGGAGCACGGGCAGGUCUCCCAUCCUGGGGAAGAGUCCUCUGCGCCCGCAUGGCAGGCGGUGGGUGACAGCGCUGGCAGCCCAGAUGCCCAGGUCCCCCAGCAGAGGGGGUGGGCACUGACAACGUGGUGCCCGCAGGCCGAGGUGCGAUGAGCGCCGUUCCCCCUGAGGCACUGGUUGCGGCGUUCCUGCAAUUCAUUGAGGAGCGCGGUGGACGGGCCUACGGGGCACUGAACCAGGCCCGUGCCGCCACGGCCACACCUGGCCCCACCGACAUGAACCUGCUGUACCGCAAGGGCAAGCUGGACUGGCGCCAGCCCAAGGACGACGAGGCCCGCAAGGGGCCGGGCAAGGAGGCGGGCGCAGGGCGGGUGCGGGACGGGGCCUCGUUCCGCCGCCACUUCCGCAUGGGGUUCCUGACGAUGCCGGCAUCGCAGGAGCAUGCACCACGCCCAUGCGUGGGGGGCAUGGCACCGCGCUCCCUGUCCUGCCACUCCGUGGGCAGCAUGGACAGCACUGAUGAGCCACCUGGUGCCCGGUGCCCACCUGCCAAGCCCCAGCGCCACCCCAGCACCAAGCUCAGCACUGCUGGCUAUGGCCCCACCCCCAAGAAGGCCGGCCUGCCGAAGUCCAGCUCGGAGAGCCGGGAACCGGCCCGCAAGGUGCCUCCAGAGAAGCCCAAGCGCAACCCCAACACGCAGCUCUCAGGAUCCUUCGACGAGGCCUAUGGGAGUGGCGGGGGGCGGCUCCCGCUCCGCUACGCCCGCGCCUUCUCACAGCCGGGCCCCGCCAAGGGCCCCGACCUCGAGGAUGAGGAGCCUGUGUACAUUGAGAUGGUGGGUGAUGUGCUGCACGGUGCAGGAGGUGGGGGGCCACCACCCGCUCCGCCGGCACCCCCAGAUGAGGACUCGGACGAGAGCGAGGCCAUCUAUGAGGAGAUGAAAUACCCACUGGGCGAGGAUGGGGCGGGCGAGGCAGUGCCUGGCUCCCCCCGUGCCCGUCCCCCGCCCACCUGUGAAAUCCCCCCGCCUUUCCCCAACCUGCUCCAGCACCAGCCCCCAUUGCUGGCUCUGCCCCAGGCGAAGGGGCAUAAGGGCAGCAGUGGCAAAGCCGGGGUGGGUGCUGAGGCUUCCAAGCUGCCCAUGCCUUGCCCCACCAGGGAGGCGGCCUCCCGUGCCCGCAGCCACUCCACCCCACUGCCCCCGCAGGCGGUGGCCAAGGUGACAGCACCCUCGCUGCUGCCCGUGCCCCAGGCGCCCAAGGACAAGGGCCCUGUGGCCUACGCCAUGCUUUAUGCAGCCGGCCCGCCUGAGCGUGAGCUGGCCGUGCUGCAGGGGGUGCUGUGCGCCCGGCCCCCCCGCCCAGGGCUCCUGUGGACCUACCCUGCUGCGGCCUAUGGGGCCCUCAAGCGCCCGCCCGCCUACGAGAGCCUCAAGGGGCCGGCAGUCAAGGCGGGCGCAGGGCCCAGGCCUCAGGGAGAGGAGGAGGCGCCGGGCACCAGCUGGGCCUUGCAGCGUCGGGGGCUGUACAGCAGCCGUAAAGAGGCAGCAGAAGGCACCCUGGUGUGGAACGGUGGGGCCGAGGCGCGGCUGAAGCCGGAGCAGGAGGAGAAGGCAGUACCUGGGGUGGGGCCCUCAGGCAUCCCUGUGCGGGGCCCAGCCCCCGAUGGCAGUGCACACAAGAUGAUGGGUGGGCGGACAGGACUGCCAGUGCCCUGCCAGACCUUCCCUGCCUGCCACCGCAAUGGAGAUUUCCCAGGAGGCUACAGGUUGGGCCGCUCGGCCUCCACCUCAGGGGUGCGCCACGCCAUGAUCCACUCGCACCGCCCAUGCAGCCAGCCCAGGGACCCCGCCAGCCUGGCAUUGCAGCAGGCGGCAGCAGCAGCAGCAGCAGCAGCACCGCGAGAUGGGAAGCUACUGGAGGUGAUCGAGCGCAAGCGCUGCGUGUGCAAGGAGAUCAAGGCGCGGCACCGGCCUGAGCGCAGCCUCUGCAAGCAGGAGAGCAUGCCCAUCCUGCCCAGCUGGCGCCGCGGCCCUGAUGGACGCAAGGCUGGCACACCGCCCUGCCGCCGCCAGCAGACGGUGCUCUGGGACACGGCCAUCUGACCUCCAACCUCUGCUCCCCCUCCCAUGAUGAACUAGAGUGGAGGGUGCCGACGGUGCCAGGCGCAUCCUGAACUGGGGGUUAUAAUGUGAAUCUACCCCCCCACCAUGAGACGCGGCUGGACCGACACCGGAUGUUGGCAGCAUGGCCAUAGUGGGUGGGGUUGUGGCACGGUGGGGUUGGGGGUGCCACUUGGACACCUGGGUUCCCCCCACACUCCCUCCUGUAUUUAAUUCACAUGCAGGGGCGAGGGGAGGGGGGUGGGGGAGCGAAAGGCCGAAACUGCUUUGCAUACUAUUUAUGCGGGGGUGGGGCGGGGCGGGACGGGCAGUGGGUAUUUAUAUUGUCCAAUAAAACACCGAGAGUGGGAGCUUUCCCUUUUCA